Messenger RNA from Triplophysa dalaica, 2998 nucleotides. RefSeq names its product FKBP prolyl isomerase 10a (gene fkbp10a). The transcript has 10 exons. NCBI's taxonomy places the organism in Eukaryota, Metazoa, Chordata, Actinopteri, Cypriniformes, Nemacheilidae. Gene Ontology annotation, molecular function: peptidyl-prolyl cis-trans isomerase activity; calcium ion binding. Bases 157 to 1851 code for a protein of 564 amino acids. The record is from RefSeq and is a predicted model, not a curated record.
ACACGCAGCAGCCUGCAGUUACACAGACGUGUGCAUCAAGUCUGCACAUGAACAUUUUGGAAUAUUUGCAAAAAGUUUUGACGAACACUAAAGUAUGCCAACUACCUAAAGCCUUUGAUCGUUUGUUAUUGAGGGUGCGCCGUGACGUUUGUUAUCAUGCGUAAGUUUCUCUUCAGGUCAAUGGAGUCCGUUUGUCUCUCUCUUCUGCUCCUCGCGCUGCGGGUCGUGUUUGCUCAGUUAGAAGAUGUGAUUAUUGAUCGAUACUCGAUACCGACGCACUGCUCCAGAGAGGUUCGUGUCGGUGAUUAUGUUCGCUAUCAUUAUAACGGCACGUUCACUGACGGACGCAAGUUUGACUCGAGUCUGGACAAAGGCUAUCCCAUAGUGGUCCAUGUGGGUGUGGAUUCUAAAGUCAUUCCUGGUUUGGAUAAAGGAGUGGAGGGAAUGUGUGUGAACGAGUGGAGAAAGAUCACUGUACCGUCUCACCUGGCUUACGGAGUUCUGGGAGCAGGUGAACUGAUCCCGCCCGACUCCACGCUGGUGUUUGAUGUUCAUCUGCUGGAUUUAUGGAAUAAAGCAGACACGGUUGAAAUAAGAGUACUGCACAGACCGCAGAAGUGUAAGAGAGCCGUGAUGGACUCAGAUUUCGUCCGAUAUCAUUAUAAUGGAUCUCUGCUAGUGGGAACCGUGUUUGGCUCCAGCCACGAUCUGAACUCAACAUAUGACACGUAUGUGGGGCAGGGCAGUCUCAUCAGGGGAGUGGAGCAGGGCAUUCUGGGAAUGUGUGUCGGGGAGAGGAGAUCCAUCAUUAUUCCACCGUUUUUGGCGUACGACAAGAACGGAUACGGAACCAAGAUUCCUCCGUAUGCCACAGUGAUGUUUGACGUGUUGCUGGUGGAUGUGUUUAAUGUGAAGGACGAUGUGAUGAUUGAAGUUGAAGAGAUUCCUCGGCCGUGCAGAAGAAGAGCAGCGCUGGGAGAUUUUAUCCGUUAUCAUUAUAACGGGUCAUUUCAGGACGGGACGCUCUUCGAUUCCAGUUAUUCUCAUAACGGCACGUUUGACACAUUUGUUGGCGUGGGUCGUGUGAUCGCUGGGAUGGAUAAAGCUCUGCUGGGUGUUUGUGUGGGCGAGAGGAGACGGGCGACUGUACCACCUCAUGUAGGAUAUGGAGAGGAUGGAUCAGGUGAAUUGAUUCCUGGAUCAGCCGUGCUCAUCUAUGACCUUCACAUCAUUGAUAUUCACAACCCUGAAGAUGGAGUGGACGUCAAAGUGACGUAUAAACCCUCCGCGUGUAACGUGACCAGUGAUGUGAAUGAUGUCAUCAUGUACAGAUAUAACUGCUCUCUACUGGACGGCACACGGCUCUACACAUCAGACGAUUACCCAGAAGCCCCUGGUGUGACGUUAGGACAGGGGAAGUUGAUCUCGGGUCUGGAUGAAGGUCUGAGGGGAAUGUGUGUGUCAGAGAAGAGAGAAAUCACUGUGCCACCUCACCUCGCUCACGGCUCGGCCGGAGCGUCUGGUGUUCCCGGCAGUGCUGUGUUACUGUUUGAGCUGGAGUUAGUGGACGUACAGAAGGGUGUUCCUGAGGGCUUUCUCUUCAUCUGGCUUCAGGACAGUCCUGAUCCGCUCUUUCCUGCCAUGGACAUGAAUCUUGAUCAACAGGUGUCACUGGAGGAGUUUGUGGUGUUCAUCGAGCGUCAGGUGGGUGAAGGCAGAGGUCGCAUUCGUCCUGGAACAGAUCGUGACGUGGUUAUAAAAGAGAUGUUCAAGAAUCAAGACCGCAACACAGACGGCAGAAUCACUGAAGAUGAACUGAACGUCACAGAAUCCAAACACGAUGAGCUCUAAACACGUCAACACAUGUCGAUGUUGUGAUCAGUCUGCCGUGCUGAUAAAAGAGUAACAGAUUUAGCCCAUGACUGCACUGAAAUAAAAAUGCAGUUUUACACAAUUACUUUGUUGUUACGUCAUCAGACACAGGUGUGGAUAUUCUUCACAUUCUGCAUGUUUGACCCUUUCAUAGAUGUCCUUCCGUAUGUAUGUAAGCAGGUCAUGUUUUUGUCCAUUAAAUACUAUUUAAUCAAAUAAUUCACGUCAUUGAUGGAUGGUUCUUAUGGUUCUGGUACCUAUUAUGGGUUGCAUGAACUAGUCUACAUUAAUGCUCUGGUGCGACAUUUAAAGCUUCAUGUUGAAUAAUCGCAGGUCACGUGACUUUUGUGACACUGUACCUUUAAAGGGGUCAUAUGGCGUGAAUGUGUUUUUCUGUGUCUUUGGUGUGUAAUAAGUUGCUCAUGCAUGUAUUAGACACAUAAAAUUGCAGAAAUGAAGGUGUGGGAACAAAAGAGUCAUUCUAUGUAAGAGCGAAGGCUCACCCAGACCUGCCUGAUACGCCUCGUGUAACCACACCCCCACAAAUCUACAUCAGUUGGUGGUCUGAUUUGAAUAAGACUGCCCAAAUUGUACUGUAACUUCAGCAGCUCCAGGCAAGUGAACAAAAGCAGCAAUCUCAUUGGUUGGCCAGUUUUUAACACGGGGUGUCAAACCAGAAAAAGACCCACAGGUGUGACACUUCUACGCCUUGCAUUGUGUGCGUUGGUGUGCACAGUCACCUUGGUGCCCUUUGCUAAGUCACGAGGUGUUAAACAUUAAUGUUAAACGCUCAAAAUUAUCCUUCCGCACGCAGAUCUUCUAAUAUUAUAGGCUAUUUUAUACUUGUUUCUAUAUAAUAAAACAUGAAAAAAAAAUGUUUCUCAUAUGUGGCUGUUGUGUUUAUGUUGUGUCUACGUUAGCUCAUCCUGUAAGACCAGAGUUGUGCCCAAUUUUGACCCCUGGCUGGAGACUACCCCCCCCCCUUCACUUGCACGAGCAAAACUAACGUCGUGUCUCCUUUGCAUGGCAGUUCACUCCGAUGAACUGUAGAUGGCAGCAUGAAAUUAUAAAUGUGAUUCUGUUAAUUGACACUUGUUAGACAAUAUUUUAACGUAAUCUCGUGUCA